Cricetulus griseus (Chinese hamster) is the source of this 1920-nucleotide messenger RNA. NCBI's taxonomy places the organism in Eukaryota, Metazoa, Chordata, Mammalia, Rodentia, Cricetidae. The record is from RefSeq and is a predicted model, not a curated record.
UGGAGCAGGAGAAUCCCAAGUUUGAAGCCAGGAUGGGCUUAGUAAAGCCAAGCCACACACAAAAUCGUGGGCUGUACAUACACAACUCCAACAAAUAACCAAUAGCAGAAUUGGUGUACAACAGUUAAGAGAGGGAGAAGUUACUGACUCUCUCUCUCACCCUGGGACAAGUCAGCUCGCCUGGUCUACAGAGUGAGUUCCAGGGCAACCAGGGUUAUAAAGAGAAACCCUGUCUUGAAAAUCCAGAAAAGAGACAAUUAUGCCACCCAUCUCUUUAGCAUUGCUUAAGACAGUCCACCGGUUCUAGGGCAGCCUCUCCUCUCUGAGGGAUUCUCCCAUGGCCAUAUGACUGACUCCCCCAGGCAGAAUACUAGGUCUCUAUGCAGGCCAGAGGUCUAUUGUCUUGACCAGAAGUUUUUACUUUAGUGCCCAUCUAACAGCUUGAACAUGAGCGACUGCACAUUUUUAGUCUUGUCUGUUGGAUCCUGGCGUGGCGUAGUCCAAACACUGACCUCCAGUUUUUAUUUAACAUCUGCAAGGAUUCUCCCCCAGAGCUUUUAGAGAGGAUAUGGCUUUGAUGAGUCAUCUAUUCUGUACUUGGGGCUUCUAAAAUCAGCACAUAAAUUUGUGUCGUCCUAAGCUGCCAAGUUAGUGGCCAUUUGUCAGAACAUCAUAGCGAAAUAAAUAUAAUUGUUUUUAGAGAAACUUUACAGAAGGACAUAGUCAGGCAUGGUGGUGCAGGUGUGUGAGCUCCUCUGGGGGUGGGGGUGGUCAGGAGUUCAAGUUCAGGGUCAUCCUUGGCUAUGUAGUAAGUAUGAGGCUAACCUGGGCUAUCUGAGACUACAUCAGAAAGAAGAACUGACAGAGAGAGAGAGAGAGAGAGAGAGAGAGAGAGAGAGAGAGAGAGAGAAGACAGGGAGGUGGAGGGGGAGGAACAAACUUUCUCUCAGCCUGUUUUUAACACAAAGAACCAACUUCGAAUAGUUACCAACGAAGCAGCUGAGCACCCAUUAGAGAAAAGAUUAGAAACUAAAACAAGAAAAUUAGAACAAACCAGCGGCUCCAGAUUCCUGCUGGAGAAAGGAAAACAAGUUCACGUCAUUUCACAUAGUGUUCGACCUCGCACAAAUGCCAGAGCUCACGGAAUUGGGUCAGGAGAAGCCCUCUCAGAAGAAAGCUGGGAAACCAGAAGCAAGGCUAACUCGGACGGCAGUUUUGCUCCGCCCUCCAUAGGAGAGACCAGCCCAGCCUGAACCAGCCCAGAGCAGUGACUGAGAUGACAAUUAGGAGCAGGAAGCUGGCCAAGCCUCUGAAAAUCUGGAGAUGAAGGGGUCCGGACUCAGAAGGACAACGAACAGAAUUCUGGCCUCCUCCUGUUGCAGCAGCAAUAUUUUAGGAUCAGUGAACGUGUGCGGCUUUGAACCUGAUCAGGUCAAAGUACGGGUGAAAGACGGAAAGGUCUGUGUGUCAGCUGAGAGGGAGAACAGGUACGACUGCCUCGGAUCCAAAAAGUACAGUUACAUGAACAUCUGCAAAGAGUUCAGCUUGCCGCCGUGUGUGGACGAGAAAGACGUGACCUACUCCUACGGGCUCGGCAGCUGUGUCAAGAUCGAAUCUCCAUGCUACCCCUGCACUUCCCCCUGCAACCCCUGCAACCCCUGCAGUCCCUGCAGCCCCUGCAACCCCUGCGGACCCUGCGGACCCUGCGGACCCUGCGGACCCUGCGACCCUUGCAACCCCUGCUAUCCCUGUGGCAGCCGAUUCUCCUGUAGGAAAAUGAUCUUGUAAGAAGUAUUUAGAACCUAUGUCUUAGCAGAAGUCAGUCCUCCAGUCAGGCAGCUUGUCAGCACUUUCUCUUCCCCUUCCCAUAGCCCGUGUGGUUCAAGUGUACAGGAAACUGAAUACAUAACUGCAAUCUGA